Molecule: messenger RNA, 3641 nt
Organism: Malaya genurostris
Lineage: Eukaryota; Metazoa; Arthropoda; Insecta; Diptera; Culicidae
Exons: 1
Coding region: 1374-3641 (755 amino acids)
Source: RefSeq, a predicted model, not a curated record
AGGGAUGGGUAUCGAUACUGCGAUACUUCAAGGUAUCGAUACUUAAGCCUAAAGUAUCGAUUUUUUAGGAUCGAUACCGUGCAAAGUGGUAUCGCGUGGUAUCGAUAUUUUCAUGGUCGAUACCUGUCGAUACUAGCUUAAAGUAAACAUUAUCUAGAUCCCACUCUAAUAGUCAAUCAAAGAGCAACCAGCGACACCAAAAGCGCCCAUUCUGUCUGGCAACCAAAGAAAUGUCCAAAGAAAAGUAUACAACUCUUAGUAAGAUCAUUCCCAUUGUUCGAAUGAUUUCUGAUGUAAGUAUGUAUCGAAGUUCUGUAAGAGCAUAUAAUUUAAAAUAAUCGACCUAACUAUUAAAACAUAUAAUUUGAAUGAAUGCAACCCUCUGCAUACAUGGGAAUCGAUUUGCCAUCAGUUUCCUCAUUAAUAUCAAUUAGCAAAAAAAUACUUCAGUAUUGGGGACCUCAGUACCAUCCGUACGCCUAUUUUCAUUAGCCAGUAGGAUAAUGUGCGACAAAAGUUGUCGUUUGACGUCUUUCACUUUCACUUCCAAUGAGUGUUCUUAUCCAGUUUGGAUAACGAAUUUUGGUUUUCAUAGAAGAAACAGACUCAAUCAACUAAGAAGUGAGAUGAUACCGUUUUUAAUAACUCCGCAAGCGCGAACUUGUUUGAUAAAACUCAUCUAUAUCUCGUUGGAAAGGUGUUCUCGCGAGGUAUUGAAAUAUAAAAAAGAGUUCUUGAUCAAUUGCUAAAGAUAUUCUCAAAUAACUGAAAUUGUUUGUAACUCAAAAGGUGAACAAAGGAUCUCAAAACCAAUCAUCAGCGUUUUGGAUCUUUGGGGAGGUCAUUAUUUGAAGACUAGUUUAAUCAAAAUCGGCCUAGCUUGCAUUUUCGAUCGAUACCGAUACCGAUAAUAAGUAUCGAUACUUCUUCCUAUAGUAUCGAUACCGAUACCUGAAAUUACAAAACGGUAUCGCGAUAUCAAGUAUCGAUACUUUACCUCUCGAUACCCAUCCCUACCGAAAACUGCUAGUGAUUUUACUUUCGAUGAAACAAUCAGCAAGCUCGGAAAUUUAUUUGGUACAACGGAAUCUACCGUCAGUAAGCGCUAUCGUUGUCUACAGCUUGUAAAAGGUCCCACCGAGGAUUACGUAUCGUAUGGUUGCCGAAUCAAUAAAAGCUGCGUAGAAUUCGAGUUAGGCAAAAUGACGGAAGAGCAGUUUAAAUGUUGAGUCUUUGUUUGCGGUUUGAAAGACGAGGCCGACAGCGAAAUCCGUACAAGGUUGCUCACUCGAAUCGAAGAAAGGACCGACGUCACGCUAGAACAGUUAUCAGCUGAAUGUCAACGACUUCUAACUCUUCGGCAUGAUACUGCCAUGAUCGAAAAUACUGGAAGCUCGAUCAAUGCCAUACGGAAAAAGCACCAGUUUCAGCAACAAUCUCAGGAAAUUCCACGGAAAAAUCAGGAACAAUUAUUUCGUUAUUCUCAUCAGCAGCGAUUUCCGAAGCAACGCGAUGAAAAGCGAGCAUCAUUCUACGCAGGUAACAAAGUACCACCAAGCCCUUGUUGGAAGUGCGGUGCUAUGCAUUAUACUCGCUAUUGUCAAUACCAAACUCAUCAAUGUUCGGAUUGCAAUCGCUACGGGCAUAAAGAAGGCUAUUGUCGCACAGCGAAGCCGUCUUCGAAGAAAGAAAGGAGGAAAACAAACAGUGUGAAAGUGGAUAUCAAAAUAGUAAAAGUGAACUCAAUAAACGAACGCAGAAAAUUUGUGACAGUUGAACUUAAUGGUGUAUCAGUGAAAUUACAGUUCGACACCGCAUCAGACAUUAGUGUUGUGUCACUUGAGACCUGGAACAGGCUCGGAAAACCAUUAACAAGACUCCCAACGGUGUGUGCUAAAGCAGCAUCAGGUGAUCCUCUUAAACUACUGUCAGAGUUUGAUUGCAUGAUCACAGUGAACGGUUUGACCAAAAAGAGUGUUUUAUUUGUUGUGAAUCAAAACCUACAUAUUUUGGGACUGGACCUGAUCGAAUUGUUCCAGUUUGACACGGUUCCGAUGAAUACGUUUUGCCGUCAGAUUAGUGAAAAAUCAACAGUCUCAAUUGUUAAUCGUCUCAAGGCGAAAUAUCCUUCCGUGUUCAGCUCAACACUUGGCCGCUGUCUUAAGACCAAGGUGAAACUAGAUCUCAAGCCGAACCAGAUACCAGUGUUUCGUCCAAAGCGACCAGUUGCAUAUUCAAUGUACCGCUCUGUCGACGAAGAGCUCGACUGUCUGGAAAGAUUAAAUAUCAUCUCACCUAUCGACUACUCGGAGUGGGCUGCUCCGAUCGUGGUCGUACGUAAGGCAAAUGGUGCAAUUAGGAUUUGUGGAGACUACUCGACCGGAUUGAACAAAGCUUUGCAACCUCAUCAGUACCCCGUUCCGCUUCCGCAAGAUAUAUUCGUGAAACUUGCUAAUUGUAAAUUCUUCAGCAUAAUUGAUAUGUCUGAGUCAUACCUACAGUUGGAGGUAGACGAGGCGUCGAGUUUACUUUUAUCGAUCAAUACUCAUCGAGGCAUUUAUAAAGUGAAUCGUCUAGCACCCGGAGUGAAAACAGCACCUGGAGCAUUCCAGCAACUAGUGGAUACUAUGUUGGCUGGUCGCAAGCAAACUUGCGGUUACAUUGAUGAUAUCAUAGUUGGCGGAACUACUCAGGAAGAGCAUUGGAACAACCUCAACGCACUUUUUCAACGAUUACAAGAAUUUGGAUUCACAGUGCGAUUAGAAAAAUGCUCGUUUGGCUGUAAACAAAUUAAAUACUUGGGGCACUUACUGGAUCAACAUGGAAUACGUCCCGAUCCUGCUAAAAUCGAAGCGAUUAAGCAGAUGCCAGCUCCUACUGAUGUGUCCGGAGUACGUUCGUUUCUCGGAGCUAUAAACUAUUAUGGAAAAUUUGUUCCGAAUAUGCGUUCUCUUCGUUACCCCCUCGACGAACUUCUGAAGACAUCUACCUGCUUCAAAUGGACAUCCGAAUGCGAUCGUGCAUUUAAUACAUUCAAGCAAAUUCUUUCGUCUGACCUGCUUUUAACACAUUACAACCCUUCUCUGGAGAUCAUAGUCUCUGCGGAUGCGUCAUCGAUUGGCCUUGGAGCGACCAUCAGUCAUCGUUUUCCGGAUGGUUCGGUCAAGGUUGUUCAGCAUGCUUCUAGAGCUCUAGCAACCGCCGAGCGCAACUACAGCCAGAUCGAUCGAGAAGGACUUGCCAUCAUAUUUGCGAUUACAAAAUUCCAUCGCAUGCUGUUUGGUCGCAAAUUUCGGCUGCAAACAGAUCACUCACCGCUCCUACGCAUCUUUGGCUCAACCAAGGGUAUUCCAGUAUACACUGCAAACCGUCUACAGCGCUGGGCCCUCACACUACUUAUGUACGAGUUUGAAAUAGAGUAUGUGGCUACAGACAAGUUCGGGCAUGCUGAUAUACUGUCAAGGCUAAUCAACCGCCAUGUAAAGCCCGAUGAAGAUUAUGUCAUAGCAGCAAUGACACUUGAAAAUGACGUCAGGUCAGUAGUUUCCGAAUCCUUCGACGUUUUACCUCUCAGUUUCAGAACAGUACGAGACAGAACUCACAGAGAUCCGGUCCUCAGCAAGGUUUACCGAUUCAUUUAG